AUGUCGUAUCUGUUCUCGACUCUGAUCGUCUUCGGUCUGGCCUGGCUCUCAUACAUCGUCGGGCUUGUUGUAUACAGACUCUACUUCCACCCGUUGGCUCGAUUUCCGGGGCCCAAGUACGCGGCAAUAAGCAGGUGGCAUGAAUACUACUACGACGUCCAUUUACAGGGGAAAUUCAUCUUCCACAUCAAGGCCCUGCACGAAAAGUAUGGACCCAUUGUUCGCAUCACCCCAGACGAGGUCCAUAUUCUCGACUCGGAUUUCUGGGAAACCAUCUUCACCAAGGCCGGGAGGGUCGACAAGUACGACUGGAUGUCUGGGCGGUUCGGGAACGAGAACUCGGUCCUGAGCACGGCUCCAGAUGAGCUGCACCGCAUCCGGCGAAACGCGUUGAAUCCGUUCUUCUCGCGAAAGAGAAUCAUUGACCUGCAGGUCAUCAUUCGCAAGAAGCUCAACCAGUUGAUCGUCAAAGCACGAGAAUACCAGCAGUCGGGCGCCCCAGUGGUCAUCAGUCGCGGCUAUAUGGCCUUGGCUGAAGACGUGAUCAUGGAAUACUGCUUUGCUCACGAUUACAACAGUCUCGAUGUUGCCGAGUGGACGCCGAUUCUUCACGACCCAAUGAGGGCCGUCAGCAUCAGUGGGAACAUGUCGCUGCAAUUCCCUCUGGUGCCCAAGAUCUUGAAUUGCUUGCCGCAGGCCUGGCUCGUCAAGCUGGAGCCAUUAUAUGCCCUUGUCUCUAAGAUGCAACGAGACUUUGCCAGACAGAUCGUCAAUUUGAAGGCCGGGAAGAUUGAUGCCCUUGCUGAGAAAAACGAUCAUCCUACUGUGUUUUCGGAGCUGAUUCGAGGCGACCUGCCCCCCAGUGAGAAGUCUGACCGACGCCUGCAGGACGAAGCACAGUUGAUCAUAGGCGCAGGGGUCGUCACCACCGGCUGGACUCUCAGUGUAGCCACCUUCUAUAUUUUGAGCGAUCCGAAUGUCCUUGGACGUCUGCGCAAAGAGCUCGAGGAAGCCAUUCCAGACACCGACGAGCUGGACCCCAGCGAGCCGCUCGAAUGGACAGAACUGGAGAAGCUUCCUUAUCUGUCAGCUUGCAUAAAAGAAGCCGUCAGACUGUCCUAUUCCACGACGGCACGCAAUGCCCGUCUGUUUCCCAAGACAAUCCAGUACGGCAAAUGGACCAUCCCGGCCAGGACGCCGAUUUCGAUGACGAUCCCGUUUCUCAACCAUGACGAGGAAAUCUUCCCAAACUCCACGUCCUUUGUCCCUGAGAGGUGGCUCGACUCACCAAAGGCCAAGAACGGAUCCAGUUUAGACAGGUAUUUCGUGGGAUUUGGUAAAGGCACGAGGUCUUGUUUGGGAAUCAACCUCGCUCAUGCCGAAUUGUACUUAACCCUGGCGGCUAUGUUCCGGUACUUCCAGCUUGAGCUGUACGAGACCGAUAAGAGUAAUGUGGAGUUGGCUCACGACUUCUUUCUUCCAUUUCCCAGACUUGAUUCCAAGGGGAUUCAGGUGACUGUCAAACCGAGAAAGAAGAAUGGAUGA
Molecule: messenger RNA, 1545 nt
Organism: Fonsecaea multimorphosa CBS 102226
Lineage: Eukaryota; Fungi; Ascomycota; Eurotiomycetes; Chaetothyriales; Herpotrichiellaceae
Exons: 4
Coding region: 1-1545 (514 amino acids)
Molecular function (GO): monooxygenase activity; heme binding; iron ion binding
Source: RefSeq, a predicted model, not a curated record